AUGGCUACAGAACCCUCGCAACCUCAAGCUCUCACGACCCAGGAUAACGGCGAUAGGCACAAUGUUCCCAUUAUCUCAGACCUCGAACUUGGCGACGCAGUCCACACUCCAGUAACUCUAAUAUCAAACCUCUCCAAGAAACAUCUCCCAUCUACCACCAACCCUUCACCACCGUCCGCAUCAUCUUCCGAUAUUACCAAGAACAAACGUUUGGUUAUUGUAGGCGACACGCACGGUCGCCCGACAGCUCUACGAUCUCUUCUGGACAAAAUAUCUUUCGACAACACGACAGAUCAUCUCAUUCUUGCCGGAGAUUUAGUAACAAAAGGCCCGGAUAGCAAGGGCUUGGUGCAAUUUGCUAGGGACAUAGGAGCGAGUGCCGUGAGAGGCAACCAUGACGACAAGGUGCUCGAGGCCGCGAAGUGGUUAGGUCGCAUAAAGCAGGGCAAGAAAGGAUGGGAAAAGACAGAGAACGAGGGCGAUAGUGUGAGAGAAGACGAUGAGGAAAUGUCCGAAGAAGAGGAAGCGAAGGAUAGUGUCGAAAUCUCAGGACGACGACGAAGAAAAAAGCCCAAGGGGGUGAAACCAGAACACAUCGCCGUCGCCCGCUCCCUCACCCUCUCUCAGCUUCACUGGCUUGCCUCUCGUCCCAUCAUCCUCCGAGUCGGCCACCUUUCCGGAGCCAAGACCGCGCCAUGGAACGCCAAAGAAGUUGUCGUCGUCCACGGGGGCCUCAUCCCAUCUCUCCCGCUAGAGAAGCAAGACCCAUGGGCAGUGAUGAACGUGCGAAGUCUGGUUUACAAGCGCUCCACUUCAUCAACCUCUGACGAUAACACCGACAACCAAGACGAGAAGAAGAACAAUGAUGGAAGCAUUGACACCGCCAUCACCCAUAAUCGAAUAACCACCAUUCCUCUCGACACCCGCGAAGGUGAACCCUGGUCCCGCGCUUGGAACCGCUACCAGAAUCUAAUUAGCAGCGAAUCCAAUCGCGUAGUCGUCAUCUACGGCCACGACGCCCGCUCUGGUCUGCAAGUCGACAAACACAUCACCAUUGACCCAGGGAAGAGCCCAAUCCCAAUCAGCGCCCGCCAUAUUAGCGGAACAGGGGAUCAGACUGUCAUCUUUACCGCCGUAGGAGACGUGAAAAUGGAAAUCGAGACUGGAUAUGAGGGUAGUGAUGAUGAUAAUGAUGACGACGACGAUGAUGAUUCGGCGCCGAGCACUAUAUCGAUGACAACGAAUACUAUGGUGACGAAUGCGCCAAUGACGGCGGCGGCAGCAUCACCGGACACGGCAGCAGCAACGGAGACGGGAACAGUGGAAAAGAGAUCACCAGAUGGAGGAAAAGAUUUGGAAGUUGAAAGUACUAGGAAAAAGCCGAAGAAGUUUAAGGGAAUCCGAUAUGCGUACGGUCUCGACUCAGGAUGCGGGCACGGGAGGAAGUUGAGUGCGUUGGUGUUGGGUGUCAACGAGAGCGGGGAUGAUAUUGUUCAUUGGAUUGCACAGGUUAAGUGUGAGUGA
Messenger RNA from Neurospora tetrasperma FGSC 2508, 1524 nucleotides. RefSeq lists its product as uncharacterized. NCBI's taxonomy places the organism in Eukaryota, Fungi, Ascomycota, Sordariomycetes, Sordariales, Sordariaceae. The record is from RefSeq and is a predicted model, not a curated record. Gene Ontology annotation, molecular function: phosphatase activity; endopolyphosphatase activity. Bases 1 to 1524 code for a protein of 507 amino acids. The transcript has a single exon. Gene Ontology annotation, biological process: polyphosphate catabolic process. Gene Ontology annotation, cellular component: cytoplasm.